Leptidea sinapis is the source of this 9007-nucleotide messenger RNA. RefSeq names its product chondroitin sulfate synthase 1 (gene Chsy). Lineage: Eukaryota; Metazoa; Arthropoda; Insecta; Lepidoptera; Pieridae. The record is from RefSeq and is a predicted model, not a curated record. The transcript has 6 exons. Gene Ontology annotation, cellular component: Golgi cisterna membrane. Gene Ontology annotation, molecular function: glucuronosyl-N-acetylgalactosaminyl-proteoglycan 4-beta-N-acetylgalactosaminyltransferase activity. Bases 258 to 2924 code for a protein of 888 amino acids.
GUCCAGUUGCGCGACGGCCGGCGCACGAGUCUACCGGUUAUUGUGUUUAAUAUAAUGCGUGUAAUGUGCUCGCAUUUCACUUGACGUUUCUUGCCACGAUAACAUCAGCAAACGUGAUAUCUAAGAGCCGAUCGAUUAAUUCGAUUAUUACUUGUGACGUGAGACUACCAACAUGUGACAAAUGAUAUCAAAAGUUAGUACCGGCUAAUGUCUUGCACCGACAAAAAAGACGAUAUUCCGGGAAUGCACACGCUCGAAUGCCGGUUUAUAGUGGACGCUUUAUUUCAAGCAGUUCUCUUAUGAUGCCUCGAAGGAAUAAAUGGAUGCAUCUAGUCGCGGGCGUAGUCGCCGGGGUCACUAUCGGCGUGUUCUUGAAACUGUGUUUGAGGACUUCUUCAAGGACGUCUAUAGAUGUCUGCCCGGAGGCAGCCAAGUCUUACGUCGCUCCGGACCCAUUAGCGAUAAUCGGUUUAGAUUCUGGAGAAAAUAUACAAAACUCGAACAGAACUUUAGUGUUUGUGGGUGUGAUGACCGCGGAGCAGUAUUUAACUUCUAGAGCUAAGGCUGUUUACGAUACUUGGGCCCAGGACCUUCCCGGGAGGCUUGCGUUUUUUAGUUCCGAAGUGUCCCGAGCGCCGGGAUUGCCAUUAGUGCCCCUGCGGUAUGUGGACGAUAGCUAUCCGCCGCAGAAGAAAUCCUUUCUAAUGCUGUUGUACAUGUACGAGAAUUAUGGUGAUAGGUUCGAGUGGUUUAUGCGUGCCGAUGAUGAUGUGUAUGUGAGAGGUGAUAAGUUGGGAGAGUUUUUGCGUUCAGUGGACAGUACGAAGGCACAGUUUAUUGGUCAGGCGGGUAGAGGAACUGCGGCGGAGCGCGAUGCCCUGUCUCUGGAUUACAAUGAGAACUUCUGCAUGGGAGGUCCCGGAGUGCUGCUGUCACGGGAGACGCUGCGCAGGGUGGCUCCACACGUGAAGUACUGCCUGAAGCAUCUGUACACCACUCAUGAAGACGUGGAACUGGGCCGGUGCGUUGCCAAGUUCGCAGGCGUGUCGUGCACCUGGAGUUACGAUAUGCAGACCAUCCUUCACCACAACAGCAGCGGUGCCGCGGCAUACACGGGACGGCUCAAGAAGAGGGAGGUGCACCGAGCCAUCACGCUGCACCCCGUCAAGGACCAUCGCCAUAUGUACCGGCUGCACACAUACUUCAAGAAUCUAAAAAUUCAAGAUCUCCGGGAGUCGUCCCUGGACUUACACAGGGAUAUAGCAGCGUCAGUCAAAGAGCUGGGGGUGAAUAAGGAGCAGGUUGCCGAUUACGUCCUGCCGGGAGAUGUGCCAUUGUUCCCAACUAAGAUGGGCAUGCCUGGAUACCUGGGUGACAACAGGAUUUUAGGAACCCCAAUAGAUCUCAACAGGUACAAAGCUAACACCAUGGAGGAUAUCAUACCGUUUGACUUCAUCAGCAAGUCAAUCUACUCCAUGAGUCAUACAAACCCCAAGAGACGGAUUGAGACCCCGUUGAAGGAAGCCCUUGAUGAUGUUAUUAGAGAGGUGAUGGAGAUUAUAAACGCACCGUCCCGGCAGCGUGGUCGUGUGAUCGACUUCAACGAGCUGCUCUACGGCUACACGAGGCUGCAGCCGCUGCACGGUGCUGAUCAUGUGCUGGAUCUGCUGCUCAAGUACCGCCGGUACCGCGGCCGCAAGAUGACAGCUGCCGUCAGAAGACAUGCCUAUCUGCAGCAGAGCUUCACUGGUACAGAGAUACGAGAACUACCAAUGGGAGAGCCAGCACCAUUUGAGGAUCCAGAAAUACUCGAGAAAAUAAACUCAAAAACUAACUUGAACGAUUAUGAAGACUUCGACGAAGACCCCAGCCCACAAACAGCCGGCUUUCUAGAUUUUGGCAAAUUGAACGUGAAAGAGGCAAUCGAAAAUGGGCUUCUUAAAUUGCAAAACAAUCUUCCGAAUGUAUUUAAAUGGAGCGAUGAUGAUUAUGAAUAUCCAAUUUACGAUAGGCGGAUACAUUUUAUUUUGCCUUUGUUGGGACGACAAGAAAUAUUUGUACGUUUCAUGAAAAAUUAUGAAGAUAUUGUGCUCAUGAGUGAUGAAGCUGUUAGUUUAAUUGUUGUAAUGUAUUUAGAUAGCAAGAACCCUUUAGACUAUAGAAACGCCGAAGCAUUAAUAGAUCAUUACAAUGAUUUAUAUGGCAAGGACAUUAAGAUAGUUCAUAUGGGCUCCACGACAUUUUCCAGAGGGGCCGCGAUCACUGAAGGCAUUAAAGUUUGCGCGGAUGAGGAUCUGAUGUUCUUUAUUGAUGUCGAUAUGAUGUUCAAUCAUAUAACUCUUAGAAGAAUUAGAAUCAGUACAAUUAGAUACAAUCAAGUUUACUUUCCCAUAGUGUUCAGCGAAUACAAUCCAGAGGUUGUGAAUGGUGAGGACUUUAACAAACUAAAGAAUGGAACACUUGAUACGAAAACAGAUACCAGUAAACAUGUUGAGAAUAGUGUUGAUAAUGUUCCUAGGAGUGACAGAGAGUCGGCAGACUUGAAGUAUACGAAAGAAAUUAACGACGACUAUGGGUACUUUAGACAGUAUGGUUUCGGUAUACUUAGUAUAUUUAAAUGUGAUUUUCACAGAGUGGGUGGCUUUGAUUUGAACAUUAAGGGUUGGGGGUUGGAAGACGUUGAGUUCUUUGAGACAUUAAUUAAAUCAAAUUUAACAGUUUAUAGAAUAGCCGAUGACAGUUUGGUGCAUAAGUUUCAUUCAGUGGACUGUGAUAAAAAUUUAGAAAAGAGUCAGUUUUUGAUGUGUUUAGGGACCAAGGCCUCAACGUACGGAAGUGAGAAACACAUGACAUAUUACUUACUCAAUCAUCCGGAGAUACUGUGGCCACGGGGCCAAGGGGGCAACGAGAAAGGUGUUAGUUAGUACAGGGUGCCAACUAGUCUUCUAGAUACUUUAAUCAAUUUUGUAAGUUAUUGAUAGGGGAUAUGGUGUAUAUUUUGUAAAUGCAGUAUUGUAAUUAAGUGAAGUCUAUGUCCUGGUUUAGGAAUUUCAUAUAAGUUUGUGGUUGCAGUUGCAGAAAACUAUCUAAUUUAAAAAUAUGUAGGGACAGUUAUACUUUUAAAUUGUCACAAACAUUGCUUCUUAUCCAGAGCUAUUUGUAUUUCGUUUUAUUUGUUGUGAUUUCCUCAAGCGUGCGCUGAUUCCUGUAAGAUAUGACGUGGGUACUUCAAUAAUGAGUAAAUUUUUUGUAUAUACGAGGGAGUGAAAGGACAUAACGAUGUAGUGUGGCAACGGGUAUUCGAAACCCGGCUCAAGAGAUGCGUUAUCGGUCUUUAAGUUGGGAGUAUGGUCUUAGCUUAGUGGUCCCUCAGUCGUAUCGGUUCUAAAAAGCUGCAGCCGGUAAUUGAUUCCACAAAGUAACUGUGCGAGGAAGUGGGAGGCUCCUUUGCACAGGAUGCCGGCUAGAAUAUGGGUACCACAACGGCACCUAUUUUGGCCGUGAAGCAGUAUAAAUGUGUAAGCAUAACUUUGUUUCGGUCUAAAGGGCGCCGUAGCUAGUGUAAUUACUGGGCAAAUGAGACUUAACAUCGUAUCUCUAAAGGUGACGAGCGCAGUUGUAGUAACACUCAGCAUUUUUAGUGUUUUUCAAGAAUCCUGAGCGGCACUGCAUAGUAAUGGGCACAGUGUAUCAAUUACCAUCAGCUGAACAACCACCUCGUCUCUUCACUUAUUUUCAUUAAAAAAAGACUUAAAGACUCGAAGUUAAAUGCUCUCUGUCUCGCCUCAUUGAGUACACUAAGCUUUUUAGAGGAGUUUUUGGCUUUUUCUUCAAAGUGACCACGGAACUCAACGUCGCUCAAUAUAUUGACGCUGAGUAUGCCGACACAAGCUGUGGCAGUUAGAGGACUGAUCUUUUUUUCUAACUUCUCAGGACGAUAGCAUUGGAAGCGUUUAUCUGUAAAUAAAAGUGAUCCUUAAGUAAGUCCUCUUUCAAUAAAAGUUAUUAAGGCUUCCUAACUUCAGAGAGAUUCCUUUCCUCUUAGAUAUUACAAAAUUCUUAUGAUUUAGCACAAUUCUGCAACUGGCUGGAACGAAUUAUAAAAUAAAUAGGUAUUUUACAUAGAAAUAAUUUUACUUUUGUACUGUUGCAUAAUUUUCUGUUAAAUAUAAUGUGUAAAUAUUUCGGAAUCGAUUUUUUAUGUUUUUACUUUUAGCUUUGUAAAUACGAUGUUCCUAAUACAUAAGUUAUAAGAUAUAUAAUAUUAGGUACAUAAAUGUUAUGUGAAUUCUUAUCUAAAAAAAGAUAUGUACUUGUUAUACGACAGCUAUAUCAUUAAACAUCAUAAACUUUCUUUUACUUCUAUAUCAAAUAUUCAUUUUAAAACAAAUAAUGAUACUUAUAAAACCUAAGUUGAGCUUUAAGGAGAAGAAGUAGCAGAAAACUUAUUUAAAUAACAUCCCCGUCAAAAAUUUACAGUUUCAGUAUUCUUUUACUUAAUUUAUGCAGUCAUGUUUCUAAAAUGCAGGAAGAUUUUUUCUGAGUUCAAUUUGCUUCGAAGUAUAAAUAUUUCAUAGUAAAUUCAUUAAAAAUGAACAAACACAUUAAAAUUAAAGUAUAUAAUAAUAGGAUUUUAUUUCCAACAUUAAAUAAAAUGAAUUAUAUUUGAAUGUUUUACAUUUUUUUAGUUUUGACCGCUAAAUUCAAUUCAUUUGUUUUUAGUAACACUUUUACUAUUACAAAAUGACUCUAAACUAAUUAUCUAUAAAAUUUUGUGCCGUGUUUUAUAUAAAAUAAACAAAACGUGAUUAUAUAUUUAAAGAUUUCUUUUCAAAAAUAUAAUAAAUGAAAUCAAAAUCAGUUUAUUCACGUAGGUCACGGAAAUGACACUUAUGAAUGUCAAAAAAAAAUUCUUUUUGAAUCUACCGCUACUUCGUAAAGGUCACACUUCGUAACGCAACCCUUCAACGCUAAUGAGAAGAAGCAGCAAGAAACUCAUUGCCACUCUUUAAUAUCAAGAUUUACAUUUAAGUACAUCGAUUUACAAAUCAUUUCAAAUUACAAUAUAAUAUGUAAAAUGUAAAAUGAUGCAACAGACACACUCAUAUAAAUGUAUAGUAUGAUGAGAUUGUUUAGAGAUUUUGUGCAGUUAUAAAUUGAGUGAACAUGUCGUGAUAUUCAAGGUGCUAGCAAUGCCGGAGAUACAUAAUACUCGAUCCUAUUGGCUAUAUUUAUUUAUUUAUGCUGUUUGGGUUUUUUAAUACUUAAACCCCUAGAUCUAUUGUGCUCCUAGAAACGAACGUCCUAAAAAAUUCCACACCCUUGGAAGAGUUCUAUAUUGAACUUCGACCAAACGUAUACUUCGACAAGACACUAUUUUGACUAUUACAAUACCUAGACAGAACACAUGUUCGAUAAAAAAUACUGUGACGACACACAGCUUCGAAAGGUUAUUCUUUCGACAGAACUCUUCUCCGGCAAUUGAAAAUCGGGUAUUUUUACUUUGUUUUUCAGUCAUAGAUUUCUUGCAGAGAUGGUAACCCUGUCCCUUUGCGCAGUACGUACAUUAAAAUGUGGCAACGACGGUUAAUUAACUCGUAAUAACUUUUAUAUAUAACUUGUAAAUGGUGAGGAAAGAAAUCAAAGAGGGGGCGUGGCUCGUGCGUUGUGGUAACUGUUCUAACAUGACCAAACAUAACCAAUCUUUAUACUUAUCUAACUGGCGUUUAUUUUGACGCCGAAUAUGUGCAUUGUCGGACAAUUCUGUCUAUGGAGUAACCUUUCGAAGCUGUGUGUCGUCGAACUAUUGUUUUGUCGAACGAGUGUUCUGUCUAAGCAUAAUUAUAGUUGAAUUUCUAUGGCACUGCCCUUGGAAGUAUUGAAGUCGUAAAGGGCUUGCUUCACCUUCAUCAUGUCCUUAAUGCGUUGCUUUAAGGCGGAAAAUCCUCUGAGAGUUCAAGUGGGGUAGGUCAUCUGCAGGGAAUGUGAGGGCUUUUCCUGCUCUCACGAUACCAGUAGCCCCACACUCCAGUAGAAAUGUGCUAAGGAUUGUCCUUUGAUCUUUUGGCAGAAUCUGUAUAAGCUGGAUUCACUGGGUCAAUUUUGGCUAGGCUUUUUUUUUAUAUAUUUUUAGCAGGGAGUUUUCACUAGGACAUAGCUCCGUUUUCCCACUUAACUUGCUUUAAAAAUAUAUAUAUUUACUGGGAUAAAAUUCCAUGUUUUUCCUAGCGGUACGUUCUCAAUAUUGGGGAUUUCGAAGAUUAUCUCUUUCACCCAGCCAUACAAAAUUUUUAAGGUUAGAAUAUUAGUUUAGACUACUUAAUGUCCGACAUUCGGCUUCUACGAGCAGUCUAGUCUAGUCGCUCAAGUUUUAGGCCAUGUGGUCAAAGAUCUUGCGUUCAACUUACUUUGAGUUUUCAUUUUCAAUUAAUUUCUGGUAUUUUAGUUCAAAAAAUGUAUAUCAAAUAUUCUUUAGUCUGUCCAGUGUAAGUACACAAAUUUGGUAGAAAUACGGAUCUACCACGUGGCCAUAUGAUUGUUUAGUUCACGUGCGCGAUGACUGGUCACUAUUGUCACUACUACUAGUCCUUAUUGUGGUCCUAGUCCUUAUAAUUAAAUAACAAGCUCCUUUAGGUAUGGCCUUCUGAUAAAUUAUAUAGUUUGUGUUGUCUUAUUUGCCGAAACAUGUUUGGUAACGUAUUGUAUUAAGUUUUGUUUAUUAAUGUAAUACGUAUUUACGUAAUAAACAAAACGACAUGACUUGUGCGAUUUCAAUCAAAAUUUUAUUUUAGUAUAGUUGUCUUCCCGACUGAAGGACUAGCAACCAUAGUCAUGAAAAAAAAAUAUGAAAGUAUUAAGUAUUUAAACAUUGCAGAAUCAUAUGAAAAAAAUAAGACAACACAAGUCACUCUAACCUUCUGGUCAAAAUAAUAGAGAAGGGAACGACCCGCCCCACGACGCUGCUACAAGUAAUUCUCAUUUCAUAUCAUUCAUUCAAUCAAACAAAAAAUAUUGUAUUUAUUAUGAAAAUUACUAGGAUGCUUCAGAUUGGUCUCCGCUGCGUUCCAACUAGAUACCACAGGCAUAGUGGCAAAGUGCGGCAACAAAUACUUCGCCCAAGUGGGCGCACUCGAGCCAGUCUCGCACAAUUUGUUACGUUGACGUCCCACAUGUUCUGUUAAACUUUGCUUAUUGAAAAUAUACAUGUCGGGUUGCGUAUAAAACUUUGUAAAAAUAAUAGUACAAGAAAUAACAAAGACACUACGGCAUAUCAAGAGUAAAUAUUUUGUAUUUUAUUAAUUUCAAUGUAAAAUAACACGAAUCGUAUUUUGAAAAUUUGAAAAACGCUAAAACUUUGAAAGACGCUAUUGAGUGUCAAGAUGCCACGCACACAAGUAUCUAAUAGUUGCCGUGAUAAAAAAGCUAUUGUUCUUAGGUUGUGUGGUGUAGUUGGAGCGCAGCGGAGACCAAUCCUUAAACUAAGUGAAAAUAUUCAUACGGCUGCUAAUUUAAUAGGAUUUUGUUUGUUAUCUGUUUAUAUUUUGAUAUUCUAGCAAACCUAUCGUUCGCACAGAUUCAGCGAAAACCUCAUGACGGUAAUUAUAACAAAGAGUUAUUCGAUAAAGUCCGAAUGUCAGAGAUCUAGGUGCUUCGAAAAUAGCUGAUUUAGAUUAGAGCAUAGACUUAGAAUAUACUAGCGCAUAAAUGACCUGACAGCCCGACAUUGCGUGACCAAUUUUGAUAUGUUUUGUACGUUAGCUAGAGGUUUAUGUAUGAUAUUUUAUAUACUACGGAGCUAAUAUCAAACGUAGCCGUCUGCUUACGACUUGUCAUUUAAUAUCGGUUACAAUAUAUAUAUUCGAGCUUACAGACGUUGUUCUGUAGUUAAUAAAAAAAAACUGUUUUAUAGGAAAUUGCCAAUAAUAUUUCAAAACAUCAAGAAUUUUUUCGUAAAAAAUGCUCCCUGUUGUUAUAAUAAAAUUGUUUCACAGCGGAACUGUCAAACCGUGCGUCACUAAAUUCUUUCAUAGAAAAUAUGUCCAUACAAAACAAAUAUUGAAAAUAAAAAUAAUUGUGGGUCCCAAAUCGAAAUAAAAACUAUCCUAUCUCUCAAGGACCAAACUGCACUCCUUGAAGUAAUCCGCAUUAAAAUCCGUUCAUUAGUUUAGGAGUCCAUUGCGGACAAACAACGUGUCACGUAAUUUAUAUUUAUUAAGAUAUAUUACAAUAUAUUCGCGUUCCUUUUCUAUCUUGCUGUAUCUCCUGUCUCGAACGCUUUGUUCAUCUACGCCUGUAUAUUGUGAAGACGAUUAUAAUCUGUGUGGUUUAUGUCAAAAAUGUAAGUUUUUUCUGUGAUUGAUGUAUGAUUCACUGACCUGUAAAUACUACUGGACAGGCCAUAUUGGAAUUCCAUAUGUUUGAAAUCAAAUUUUUUGUGCCUAUUUGAAGCGCCACUCGCGAACGUCCAGAGAACUAAUUUUGACGUAUAAUACAAAUGGUUGCGAAUGAACGUACAAAACUCUGAAGUAUUUUGAAUUAACUUCGUUCGUUUUCCGUGCUAUUUAUACUUCACGAAACAACGUAAUGAAGUACACAAUUUUUUUUUGUAAAUAGUUUCCCACCAUCUAUCGAUGUUGAUCACUUUUGAUGUUUUAGUACCGCAGACUCUCGCUACAUGGCCAACAGCGCCAAAAUGGCGAAUAUCAAAUAGGCACAAAAGCACUUUGACACCCGCCAGUCCAGUGGUAUAUUGUAGAGGUCAGUGUGUAUGGUUACUGAUUCAAAGUAUUCUUGAACAAUUUAAAUGCAGCUUUACCAUAAUGGAAUGUUGAAUAAAAAAAUUGUACAAUAUAUUUAUAUUAUAUAAUGUGCUCAAGUGCCAAUAUUGUAUCUAAUGUUAAGUAGUAAAUUGAUAUUUUCAAAUACGAAAUAAACAAUUGGACAAAUUUAAAAAUUUUACUGUUAGCGGAAUGAAUUAAAAAGAUGAGAUUAAAUGAUUUUAAAUGGA